Zootoca vivipara (common lizard) is the source of this 4979-nucleotide messenger RNA. RefSeq names its product nidogen 2 (gene NID2). Gene Ontology annotation, biological process: cell-matrix adhesion; canonical Wnt signaling pathway. NCBI's taxonomy places the organism in Eukaryota, Metazoa, Chordata, Lepidosauria, Squamata, Lacertidae. Gene Ontology annotation, cellular component: plasma membrane. The record is from RefSeq and is a predicted model, not a curated record. Gene Ontology annotation, molecular function: Wnt-protein binding; Wnt receptor activity; calcium ion binding.
CUCCUCCUCCUCCCGGAGCAAGUCCAUUGCGAGGGCCAAGCAGCAUGCUAGGGGAAGCCGCGCUGCCCGGGCUCUUCCUCCUCCUCCUCCUGCGGCUGCCGGGCUGGGGGGCUGCCUUGCCCCGAGCGCAGCUCUUCCCCUUCGGGCCCCCGCGCGGCGACCGCCAGUUGCCCGACGGCGACGACGAGACCUCGGCGCCCGUGCAGCUGCCCAGCCCGCUGCUCUACUACGAGACCCGAUUCAGCCAGGUCUAUGUUGGGACCAACGGGAUCAUUUCCACCCAGGACUUCCCUAGAGAGACCCAGUAUGUGGACGAUGAUUUCCCCACGGACUUCCCCGCAGUUGCUCCUUUCCUGUCGGACAUCGACACCAGUGGCGGGAGGGGCAAAAUCUAUUACCGCCUGGACGACUCCAGGGAGGUGACGGAUCGGGCCGGCCAGCUAAUCCAGGCUGGAUUCCCCAGCGCGGCCGGUUUCGCCCCACACCACACCUUCAUCGCUACCUGGGAGAAUGUGGGGGCCUACGAAGAAGUCAGCCGGAACUCGGAGCCUUCCAAACAGCGCAACACCUUCCAAGCAGUCUUGGCCUACAGCGAUUCGGAUGCCUAUGCGCUCUUCCUCUACCCUGAGGAUGGGGUCCAGUUCUUUGGGACGCGGCCCAAAGAAUCCUACAAUGUCCACCUGGAGCUGCCGGCCAGAGUUGGCUUCAGCAGAGGGGACUAUCAGCGCCGGGAAGGGCCGUACCACAGCGUCACCAGCAGUGAGCAGUCCGUCAAAAACCUCUACCAGCUGAGCAACAUGGGCAUUCCUGGUGUCUGGGCCUUCCACAUUGGCAGUGCCUCCCAGCUGGGCAACGUAGUCCCUGCCACACUCGGCGGGCUCCCCGCUGCUCCCCCGGAACUCCCCGAGACCAGCUCCACCGGCCACAACUUCCUGGAGCCGGAAUACCCUGACCCCAACCUCGACUAUGCAGAUCCCUUCUACGACGACAGCGAAGACGAUUUCGAGUACCUGCCUGUGGUGCCCACCGAGCUGCCGCUCAGACCCAGCGCCGCGUCGAACCCCGAUGCGCAGGUCGACUACAGCGAGCCAAGGCAUUCGGGUGCCAGUCUGGACUCUGAGCUGGAGCCCACCUCGCUCUACUCAGCACCCAGCCGCCUCCCUCCGUACCCCGAACUGGAUUCGGCCCUCCUGUACCUGGCGGAGCAGUUGACGCCACCUUCUGUAUUAGAAGAAAACGCAAGGACCCCGUCCCUGCCGCCGGUGUACGAGAGCCCGAUUGAAGCCGUCACAGCCGUUCUGCUGAGGCAGCGUGGAGACGGGGACAGCCUAGCCCCGGAGGGAGAAGAUACGGGUGACGCUUCGGAAACGGACCCGGACAUUUUCCCAGACUAUCCGGAGGGCGAAGUUAUCCUCGAAAGCUUCCCAGACCCCCCUCCUUUCAGCCACAGGAGACGGGUUGUCGGUGUGGACGAAGACCUCCCCUUCAACCCAGACGGGUUCACCUACAGCACUACCAACGUGGAGACCUGCGAGGACCACCACCGCCAGUGCUCCCUGCAUGCUUUCUGCACAGAUUACAACACCGGCUUCUGCUGCCACUGCCAGUCUAAGUUCUACGGGAACGGAAGACACUGCUUGCCAGAAGGCGCUGCUCACCGUCUCAACGGCAAGGUGAGCGGAGACCUGCUGGUGGGGCAGACGCCGCUGCGCUUCGGGGAAGUGGACAUGCAUGCCUACAUUGUUGGCAACGACGGGCGGGCUUACACGGCCAUCAGCCACAUCCCUCAGCCGGCCGCCAGGUCUCUGAUGCCGCUGGCUCCAAUCGGGGGCUUCUUUGGCUGGCUUUUUGCUCUGGAGAUACCGGGCUACAAAAAUGGCUUCAGGAUCGCUGGUGCUAAAUUCACUCACCAUUUCGAAGCCACUUUCUAUCCAGGAGAGGAAAAGGUUUCGGUCAAGCAGACAGCCGACGGGCUGGAUGCAGAGAAUUACCUCAGCGUUCGGACUGAAAUUCAAGGUCAGGUGCCCUACAUCCCAGAGGAUUUCACUGUCCACAUUGCACCUUUCAAGGAGAUCUACCACUACUCAGAUUCAGUUGUAACGUCCACGUCCUAUCGGGAAUAUUCCCUGGUUUCCGGAAACGUCAACCAAACCUUCUCCUACCGCCUGCACCAGAACAUCACCUACCAAGAGUGUCCGCAUGCCCGUCACCGCAGGCUCUUCCCUGCCGCCCAGCAGCUAACCGUGGACCGCAUCUUUGCCUUGUACAAUGAGGAGGAGAGCGUGCUUCGCUAUGCCGUCACCAACCAGAUCGGACCCUUGGGAGAGGACUCUGGGACAGUCACCUUGAACCCCUGCUACGAUGGCACCCACUCAUGCGACACGACGGCCCGCUGCCAGCCAGGGUCCGGUCUGGAUUACAGCUGCGAAUGCUCGGCCGGAUAUUGGGGUGAUGGCAAGGAAUGUGCGGAUGUCAACGAAUGCCAAGAGGGCCGCAGUAGGUGCAGCCAGGAGUCCGUCUGUGUCAACACCCCCGGCAGUUACCGGUGUGAGUGCCCCAGUGGAUACCAGAUCGCAAAGGACCGGGCCACUUGCGUAGCCAUUGCCCCGCCAUCCGAUCCCUGCACAGACGGCACUCACACCUGCGCCUCGUCCGACCAGGUGCGAUGCGUCUACCUUGGAGGGGGUUCGUUCAGCUGCGUGUGCAUCACUGGUUACGUGGGCAAUGGGCACAACUGCACAGAUGUGGACGAAUGUGCGGAGGGAAGGUGCCACCAAGCAGCCGAAUGCUACAAUUCUCCCGGCUCCUUCUCCUGCCGCUGUCGGGCUGGCUACGAAGGCGACGGCUUCCACUGCUCUCCAGGGAGCGUGCAGAGGAUGACCCGCUGUGAACACGAGCGGCUGUACGCCAGCCAGCGAGGCGCUUCCUUCCCGGGGGCCCCCCAUGUACCCGAGUGUGAUGACCAGGGGAACUACAGGCCACUGCAAUGCCACGGCAGCACCGGGUAUUGCUGGUGCGUGGACACAGAUGGCAAGGAGAUUCCCGGCAGCCGGGUGCCGCCAUCGACUUCCCUGCCAAUUUGCAGGGCUCCAGAGCCCACCCAGAGGCCACAGACCAUGUGCGAGCGUUGGAGGCAGAGCCUUCUAGAGCACUAUGGGGGCAGCCCGAGGGGCGACCAGUACGUGCCCCAGUGCGACGCCCUGGGCGAAUUCACCCCCUUGCAAUGCCACGGGAACAGCGGCUACUGCUGGUGUGUGGACGAGCAUGGGCGCGAGGUCCAAGGGACGAGGUCGGAGCCGGGAGUGCCCCCCGCAUGCCUGCCCAGCGUCGCCCCUCCGACCGUCCGUCCCUCUCCGCGCCCUGACGUCAGUCCGCCCUCGGCUGGGACGUUCCUGCUGUACGCCCAGGGCCAGCAAAUCGGUUACCUGCCUCUGAACGGCACCAGGCUUCAUAAGGAGGCAGCAAAGACCCUGCUCUCCCUACAUGGCUCCAUCGUGGUGGGAAUUGACUACGACUGCCGGGAGAAGAUGAUGUACUGGACGGAUGUCGCCGGGAGGACCAUCAGCCGGGCGAGUCUGGAACAAGGGGCAGAACCAGAGACUAUUAUCCAGUCGGGGCUGAUGAGUCCAGAAGGCCUGGCCAUCGACCACCUCCGAAGGACCAUGUUUUGGACAGACAGCGGCUUGGACAAAAUCGAGAGUGCGCGGCUGGACGGCACAGAGCGCCGCGUCCUCUUCGCCACAGACCUCGUCAACCCUCGUGCCAUCGCGGUGGAUCCCAUUCACGGGAAUCUGUACUGGACGGAUUGGAACCGCGAAGCGCCCAAAAUCGAGACAUCCACUGUGACUGGGGAACACAGGCGGAUUUUGGUCAACCAAGACAUUGGGCUGCCCAAUGGCUUGACCUUCAACCCCUUUUCCAAACUGAUUUGCUGGGCAGAUGCAGGGACCAAGAAGCUGGAAUGUGCCCUGCCUGACGGGACGGGGCGUCGCGUCAUUCAGAACCACCUCAACUAUCCCUUCAGCCUUGUGAGCUAUGCCAAUCACUUCUACCACACAGACUGGAGAAGGGAUGGUGUCAUAGCUGUGAACAAAGACAGUGGUGCUUUUACAGGUGAAUAUCUUCCAGAACAGCGAACACAUCUCUACGGAAUAACAGCCGUUCACCCAUACUGCCCAGGAGGAAGAAAAUAAGCUACUGGUUCUUGGGGCAGAAGAAAGGGCGGUGGCGGGGGGGGGGGGGAGAGUUCCAUUGUGGCAGCUGGAAGGAGACUCCCACUGAGAAGAUAUUAUUUUACAGAGUGCAAAAGACCCCUCUCCCAACUACAUGAAGACAACCAGCAAUAUGUACUGAAGGGAAUUAAGCGGUUUAACUUAGAGCAAAAUUAUCCAGUAUUUUUUUAAGUUAUACCUCAAAUCUUUUUACUACUGUAUUUUUUUUUAAAUGAAAACAUUUUUUUUAUGUAUUGCCAAGAUGAAAUGGUGCUAUACCCUUUUGCUGAUGGGAGCAACUUUGUAAAAAAAUAAUAAUAAUUAUGAACAUAUACACUAAUCCUUACUCUAUUGUUAUUUUAUUAGAAAACACAAGACACUCUCUGCUUUUAAACGGGUGGCGUGGCAGCAAUCUGUAUAGGGACUCUAUCUGUAUGUACAGGAAUGGCUUUUGCAAAAGUGCCUUAAGAAGUCCAUGUUGUUUUUAAAAAAAUGUUCCGGUUAUAUGAGAAAGGUGGAAGUAGUUUAGGAGCCGUGCAAAGCUGUUGAAGGUAUUUUGCAAAAUCCAAUCCCCACGUCCACCCCUCGCCUCUUCUGACUGUCUUUAGUAUUUAUAUGAGAAUAUGCUAGAAUGAAGUGGCUCAAAUUUAACCCCCCCCCCUGUUCUGUGCAAGUGAUUAGUAUGUGUCAACACCUGUCUGAAACUUCUGGUCUUUUCUAGGCUACUCCAUGAAUUUUAUAAUAAUAAUAAUAAAUAAAUUUUCUAAA